Messenger RNA from Callorhinchus milii (elephant shark), 451 nucleotides. RefSeq names its product anaphase promoting complex subunit 15 (gene anapc15). The record is from RefSeq and is a predicted model, not a curated record. NCBI's taxonomy places the organism in Eukaryota, Metazoa, Chordata, Chondrichthyes, Chimaeriformes, Callorhinchidae. Gene Ontology annotation, cellular component: anaphase-promoting complex. The transcript is spliced from 2 exons. Gene Ontology annotation, biological process: regulation of mitotic cell cycle spindle assembly checkpoint. Bases 162 to 383 code for a protein of 73 amino acids.
AGGUGUGGGGGGCAGACAGGGUGGGGGAUAGGAGGGAUAGAAGGCACGGUUGAAGAGGAGGGGCUUGAGAUGUGCCUUGAAGGAGGCAAGGAAGGGAGCAAUAAUUAGCUAAAUAGACAGGACCGAGUGAAGGGUCUGUCGGCUGGGAUAGAGCUGGGCUGAUGGUGACCUGUUUGUUACUGAUCUCCCUGUGGCAGAACUAUGAUGAUGAGGAAGAGGAGGAUGAUGAAGAUGACGAGGACAGCGACGAGGACUCGGAAGAGGAUGAGGACAUGCAGGACAUGGACGAGAUCAAUGACUACAAUGAGUCACCCGAUGAUGGGGAGAUCAACGAGGUGGACAUGGAGGGAGCUGAUCAGGAUCAAGACCAGUGGAUGAUCUGAAGGAGCCCGCGCCAGUGACUUGCUGAAACCUGUGAGCCACGAAAGGCCUGGCCUGGGGUGGGCUGGGC